AAAACAAGGAAAUGGGACACUGACGAAACAAUUUAUAUUCUACUUGUCUCAUGUUUUUAGUCAAGCGUUAAAAACGCUUAAUUCAGUUUUUGCAACUAAGUUGUGGUGGCUGGAGGUUGUUUUUGCGACACCUAUUUAGCAACAUAAAAACACCACUUCCGCCAUACAUGUGACGUAAUGUUCUACUUCCGGGUAAAGUAAGUCUUUCCCUCGGACCUUUUCAAAAUACAAUUUUUGUUUACAUUUAGUGUUAAAAUGUCACCACGUGCGACUUGAACAUGAACCUUCGAUUUACGAGAGGACUUUUGACCUCUCCACUCUUGUCAGUUUGAAGUAAAUUACCAAGCUGUGAGCAUGUAUCUGCUUUAUUUGACUCUUUUGGCGUCCGUGCGGGGUUUUGGUCAAACACAUGCGACGUCGGACUCCACUUACGUCGCUGCUGUGUACGAACACCGAGUGAUUUUGAACCCGACACCACAUAUUUCACUUUCUCGUCUGGAUGCCCUCCAACACAUGCGGCAGAAUUUGGCUGUAUACGAGGAGCAAGCCGCCCUGGCUGCCAAGCAGGGCGCUCAGAUCAUGGUCUUUCCAGAAGAUGGUAUUCACGGUUUCAACUUCACCCGUUCCUCCAUUUCCGCCUACCUGGAGAAUGUUCCUGACCCACAAGAGGUGAUGUGGAACCCUUGCACAGAACCAGGAAGGUUUAAUCAUACAGAGAUUCAGCAGCAACUAAGCUGCAUGGCACGCCAUCACAACCUCUAUGUUGUAGCCAACAUGGCCGACGUGCAGCCGUGCCCCCUGAAGACGGACCCAACUUCUUCUUGUCCCGCAGAUGGACGCUGGCAGUUCAACACCAACGUGGUUUUCAGGUCUGACGGGCUGUUAGUGGCACGGUACCAUAAGUACAAUCUUUAUUUUGAAAAUGCCUUUGACAAACCGCCACAACCUGAGAUUGUCACAUUCGAUACUCCCUUUGCCGGGAGGUUUGGACUCAUCACGUGUUUUGAUAUCCUCUUCUAUGAGCCCACAAUCAACUUGCUGGAGAUGGGUGUGCGUCAGCUUGUUUUUCCCACCGCCUGGAUGAACCAGUUGCCCCUCCUGGACAUCAUCCAGUUCCAGAGAGCGUUCAGCCUGGGCGCCGACGUCACACUGCUCGCCGCCAACAUCCGGAGCGACAGUCUCAUCAUGACAGGCAGUGGCAUCUACACUCCUUUGGCCGCCACUUACCACCACGCGCAAAGCCAGGACCCCGAGGAGGGCCGACUCCUUGUGGCGAGGAUCCCCGUUUUGGGAACGGUCGCUGAUUUAGGAUACUCUCACCUUGACGGCUGUCCUGCACCUCUGCCGUCGUCCUCCACGUUUACAUCCACCAUGAUGUACGAUCCUUUUCGGUUUGCGCUUUUUAACCACACCCAAGGUGAAGUGAAGGUCUGCGAUGGCGACUUAUGUUGCCGCCUAAAGUUCGAGCGCUUUCAAGGGAAUGAUGAACUCUACGCUUUGGGAGCUUUUGCUGGAACACACACGAUCAACGGGCGUUACGCUGUUCAGGUAUGUGCGGUGGUCCGUUGCGCUGGCUCCGAACCUACUUCCUGUGGACAGAUAGUCGAAGAGGCAGAGACUAAAUUCGACUUUGUUCUGGAGGGAGAGUUCAAGACCCGACACGUAUACCCGUCAGUACUGGUGAGCCGCUACGUGUUGGAACAGCCGAAACGUGUAGAGAAAAGCGACGGACGAGUGACCAUGACACAUUCCAACAUGGCCGGCGGGCUUGUCACCGCGUGCUUGUAUGGACGAGUCUAUCACCUGGACGACCAAUGACAAAACCAUAGACUGAUCCGUAGGGGGCCCAUUUUCAAAAUCUUAAAAUUCAAAUAUUUUCAAAACCAAAGCCACUAGCGACCUAAAACCAAAACAGGCUAAAACCCUUAGGCAAAAAUGAGUAUCCAUGAGCAGCAACAUCAAAAAAUUCAGUCAUUCCCUAAUAAAAUCCUGAUUAUUUUUCUAUACAAAUAUAACAAAACAAAUUGGCGAUAAACUUCUCAAAUUUUACGCUAGAUGCACAAAAAUCACCAAAUGCAAUCACCUAUAAGUUUUUGCCCAAAAUGGCAACUUUUUUUUUUUUUAUUUAGUAAAAGUUUUCAACAACUGAUAAUUAAAAAAAAAAAAAAAUCACAUCAGAAAUAAUACUUGAGGAAAGCAUGCAGAAUCAACAAAAAAGCAUUUGAAGGUGGAAAAGCGCUAUAUAACACCAUUUACCAUUCUAUUUACAAUCACAACUUAUUUAGGUGAAAUUAAGAUGCUUUUUAAGCUUUUAAAUGGAAAAUUCUUGUAAAUAAAUGUGUAAAUCCCCGGAAUUUCUAUAGAUAUGAACAUAGAACAGUCUAAAUUCUUGGUUAAAAGCAUAAAAAUGGGCAGUUAUCAUUCAUUUUAUGUAAAUAAUUCAAGCUAAAAUUACGCUAUUGUGUAAUCCAACGUGGCGGCCGUUACAAAACAGCUUUUUAAGUUGAAAGUUUUUGUAAACAAGUGCGUAAAUCCCUGGAAUUUCUAUAGAUAUGAACAUAGGACAGUCUAAAUUCUUGGUUAAAAGCAUAAAAAUGGGCAGUUAUCAUUCAUUUUAUGUAAAUAAUUCAAGCUAAAAUUACGCUAUUGUGUAAUCCAACGUGGCGGCCGUUACAAAACAGCUUUUUAAGUUGAAAGUUUUUGUAAACAAGUGCGUAAAUCCCCGGAUUUCUAUAGAUAUGAAUGUAACACAGUCUAGAUUCUGGGUUAAAAGCAAAAAAGCGGGCAGUUAUUCAUUUUACAUAAGUAUUUCGAGCUAAAGUUAGGCUCAUUUUUUGCUUGCAUGGGGCUCUUUUAUAUAAUAAUUACAUUGAAUCCUCGACCAAAUCACUCUUGAGACACCCCUACCUGCUUGUAUACAGUAAAACUUUCGUCCUUUUUCCACCUAAAUUAAGCAUUUGAAUGCAGAGUGUUUAUUUCAGUGAAAGCCAACUUGGCUUUUCCUGGGUCGGCCCCCAACGGGUAGGCGUGGCGCAAUGUUUGUGGGAGCUGUUGUCAACUGAUGGUGAAGUCUAUGACAAAACCAUAGACUUCAUAAUGACAUUGAUGGGACACGGGGCCGAUUAACUCAUUUGCUCCCAAAAAUGUAUGAAUACGUUCUAUCUUUAAUUGUUUCAGUGUCCCAAAAACGUAUUUAUACGUCUUUUAUGUUUUUUUUCCACAAGCGACAUCUCUAGGUUCUGAUACAACUUCGCUCCAAAGCACAAUGCUCAAAACCCAUUUUAAAGCAAUAAAACUGGCCACUGGAGGGCAGUAGCGCAUUUGGUAAGAACUCAUAUAGGACCAUGAAAGGAAGUGAAGAGAAAUAGUCAGGAAACGGAAGUUGGAAGAAGUAAGAAGCAUGACAAAAAUGUGGAGAACGAUGUAAAACACGAGGCAAACGAUACUGGAGGAGUGUUUUGGAAAGAAAACGACACAAUCGUCAAAGAAAGAUUCCCAAAAAUAUAUUUUGAUGAGACAGGAGGUGAUGAGGGAAAAGUUUACCCCGUCAGCCGAGACAGCCGCGGCCACAACAACGUCAUCUCUCAGUUCAAUAGUUAUGUGUAAAUAAAUUGUUACUUUGCUAUCAAAAGCUCUAUUUGUCUUGUUGUUUAUAUUAUUUUGUAGAAGGAAAAUAUUCAGAUGUUUGGGAUGUCUCAAAAGCAAAGUUAUGUUUGAAAUGUAUGCUUUUACAAAAAGUUCAAUUUCUCUUUUUUCAUCAGAAAUUGGAAAAUUGCUCAAACUAGGCUAUUUUUCAUAUGAACUUUUUUUCCUGCUGAAAGAAGAGAGUCUAAUCUUUAUUUUGGUGGGUUCCAUGUUUAUAUAGCAAUAGAAAAGAAUUUUCUGUUGGCCUUGCAAAAUCAGUCAAAAUCCAGUAAAACGGCUGGGAGCAAAGGGUGAAAGUGGCUGGGAGUGAAUGACUUAAUAGGGGGCCUGCAUUGUUGGUGUGGCCGUCAAAGUUGACCGAGUGGAAUCACAGACAAAGAGCUAUUUUCGUUGAAAAUUCUUGUGAAUAAAUGCUUAAAUCCCUGAAUUUUUUAUAGAAAUGGACGCAAAACAGUCUUGAGUCUUGGUUAAAAGCAAAAAAAAAAAAAAAAAAACUGCAGUUAGCAUUUAUUUUACAUUUUAUGUCGAAGUUCGAUGCUAGUCUGUUAGUCAAUGUGGCGGCCGCCAUAUGUAAACAGCUUUUCCGGUGAAAAUUCUUGUGGAUUAAUUUCCUAAAUCCCUGAUUUUUUUUAUAGAUAUGGAAGCAAAAGUCUCGAUUCUUGGUUAAAAGCAAAAAAAAAAAAAAAAGAAGUGCAGUUAGCAUUCAUUUUACGUAAAUAUGUCUAAGUAUGACGCUAGUCUGUUAGUCAAUGUGGCGGCCGCCAUAUGUAAUCAGAGCUUUUCCGGGGAAUUUUCUUGUGAAUAAAUGCUUAAAUCCCUGAAUUCUUUAUAGACAUGGAUGCAAAACAGUCUCGAAUCUUGGUUUAAAAAAAAAAAAAAAAGUGCAGUUAGCAUUUAUUUUACGUAAAUAUGUCGAAGAAUGAUGCUAGUCCGUAGUUGUUAAAUUCACCCGUUCAUUUUUUUCCACGUUUCAAAAUGAAUGUAGGAAAAAUAUAAUAAAUACCUUGAAUCCUUGAACAAAUCACUCCUGAGAUAAACCAUCCUGUUUGUAUGCGGUACAGCUUUCGUACUUUUUCAACCUAAAUCCAGCGUUGGAUUGCUGCAUGUGUUGACUAACUGUGACCGACUGCGAAUAACUGAAGCGGACUGUAGGAUGGGCUCCCCUGCUUGAAGGUGUUGCGCAGUGGCUGACGGAUGUGACCCGCCAAUACAAUUAAGAAGCCUAUGGACAAAACAUUGAAAGAAGACUGAAAUACCAGUUAAUAAAAACAAAUAUAUUUAUUUUUUUAACUUCUUUACAAACACUGCACCAAAUUUUCAUCUCCACAGGAAAGGUGCAUAUUCCUGAAAAGGCAAUAUACUCUAUAUUCAUUCCGCACUCACACCUCAAGUAAAUCGGCCGCUGUCUCGACAACAAUGCUUCAUCACAAUGAACCUCCAACGUCCAAAAAAAACAACAAAAAAACCUAAAGACAUUGUCUAAAUGGUCCCUAGUUUUGUUCAUUAGUCUUAACCAUCAAUGCUGAAGUUUUAGUUCUCAUUAUUGUGUGACAAAGCCGUCAAGGACUUUUAUAACAUUUUUUUUUAAAACUCAUUGAUGGCAAUAAACGUCCAAUCCUUUGGAAUUGGGAGUUCAAAAGAAUUGGACAUCUAUCGCUGUCAAUGGCAUUCAAUGUUAAGGCUCUCAAGUAACACACUAGCCUUCAGUAAGUCUCCGAAUCGGAGUCGUUAAGUUCUUCGUCCGUCGUGACGCUCGACAGCGGGCGCUCGGGUCGGCAGUACGAUGCGCGGUCGGGCCUCAGAGGAGGCGGGCUUUCAAAGGCCACGCCCUUGGCCACGUGAUUGGACACGGGGUGAUGUUUGAUGACUGUGUGAGGCAAAGAAAAUUCAGGCAACGUUGCGAUGGUAACCAUGGGCGAGGCGGGCAUCAUAGAGUUAAGGAUGAGCGCUAAGCAGUCGGCGACGUCGCGGGUUGGCGCGCAAGCUAGCGCGGGCGUGUAACCUGAAAACGAGAGGUACGAAUAAAAUGCCGAUACAUUUUUCCAGGCUUUAAAUCUCACCGUUUUCAUCCACUGCUUGUACGCUAGCGCCUUUUCCCAGUAGUUCCUGAACGACCACCGUCAAACCGUUUUUGGCUGCGACGUGAAGAGGCCUGCGGGAAAACAAAAAAUUAGCGCUAGCAAGAAAACGCGACUUCCCGCGAGCGAACGGCGUACGUGCGCAAGGAAGCGUUGGUGCUGUUGAUCAGAUUCUUAUCUCGUAUUUUCUCCAAGAUCAACAAGGCGCACGUUUCAUGACCCUGAUUAAAACAAAAUGGCAGAUUAGCAUAACGCGACACACAAUCUGCGCCGAGGCUGAAAUUUAGCAUACCUUGCUGCAAGCUAAGUGCAAAGCUGUGUUCCUGUCGGCGUCUUGAAGCGUGAAGUCCGCUUUGCUGCUGCUCACUAACACUUCUGCGUCAUUACCGGACAGUUACGAAACGGCACCGUCGAAAAAUUAAAUAGUGCAUCUGUACUGACCCACGGCGUUGGUUUGCCCGUUGAGGGCGGCCAUCAUUAGCGGCGUCCUGCGCGCGUACGUGUCGGCGAUGUUUGCCUGAGCGCCUUGACUGAGCAGCAGGGAGAUGCACUCGACGCGAUCUGCGAAGGCGGCGGCGUGAAGUGGCGACCUGCGUCAAAGCACAUGGUGUUCUUCGCCAAUUGGACAUUUCAGGGUUGUUGCACCAUUUUAUAAGUCAAAUUUAAUGCUUUUAAAGACAUUUUUAAGGCCUUGAAAAUAUAUUUUACUGUGCUGGCAAAAGUACUGGCACCCCUGCAAUUCUGUCAGAUAAUACUCAAUGUCUUCCAGAAAAUAACUCAUUCCUUUCACCGGAGCAACAACCUUCGUUCCCGGCCGUUUUACUGGAUUUUGACUGA
Corythoichthys intestinalis (scribbled pipefish) is the source of this 6560-nucleotide messenger RNA. It is a transcript of the gene btd, whose product is annotated as biotinidase. NCBI's taxonomy places the organism in Eukaryota, Metazoa, Chordata, Actinopteri, Syngnathiformes, Syngnathidae. Gene Ontology annotation, molecular function: hydrolase activity, acting on carbon-nitrogen (but not peptide) bonds, in linear amides. The record is from RefSeq and is a predicted model, not a curated record. The coding region runs from base 355 to 1818 and encodes 487 amino acids. The transcript is spliced from 6 exons.